Messenger RNA from Lodderomyces jiufengensis, 591 nucleotides. It is a transcript of the gene NUO2, whose product is annotated as Nuo2p. The coding region runs from base 1 to 591 and encodes 196 amino acids. NCBI's taxonomy places the organism in Eukaryota, Fungi, Ascomycota, Pichiomycetes, Serinales, Debaryomycetaceae. The transcript has a single exon. The record is from RefSeq and is a predicted model, not a curated record.
AUGUCAGGAGGACCAGUACCAGUAUGGAAAAAAUAUACAACAAGACCACAAGGUAUAUGGGAAAAAUUGAGACAAUUAUUAGUGUUAGUCCCAAAUAGAUCAUCAGGUAAUCCAUUAGUUGCAUUAUUUAGACAAACACCACCAGGUGAAAGAAUUAAAGAAGCCAAAAAUUAUAAAGAUCCAGUAACAAUACCAGCUGGGGAUAUAAAGGGAAAUCCAUAUUAUAAUCGAGAUUAUAGAAGAAAUUAUCCACAAUUACAUGGUUUUAAUCAAACUAAAGUUUCAGGACUAUUAAAAUUAGGUUCAGAAUCAAAACCAAGAAUUUCAAUUGGUAAAAAAGGAGAAGAAGAAUUAAUACCUUUUGAAAAUCCAAAUAAAGAAAUAAGUUUAAGCACAACAUUAACAAAUUUACCUGAAAAUAUUAUAAGGGGAGAAAUUUUGGGAAAAGAAGGUGAACCAAUUGUAGCACCAAGUUUAAAUAAAUUUAAAUGGGAAAUUUUGUCUGAAAAUGUAUCAGGAAUGUAUACUGAUAAAUACCCAUGUCGUAUGUUCACUGAUACAAAAGUUACUGCUUCAAAUGCAUCUGUAUAA